AUGAGCGCGCCGCCGAUGCCGCGCCCGGAGCGCCUGGAGCUCCUGCGCACGAACCCCCUCAUCGAGAUCACGCUCCUCCACCGGGCGAUGCGGCUCGAGCUGGAGGCCAUGUGCGAGGCGACGCGGGCCCUGGCGGCGGCGCCGGCGAACGACGGCGCGGCGCUCGCGGCGCUGCGCCGGCGCUUCCGCGCGUUCGACGCGGUCUUCGCGAGCCACUCGGCGGCGGAGGACGACGUCGUCUUCCCCGCGCUCGCGGCCUGCGCGGGGCGCGACGUGGCGAGCCACGCGGCGGCGGAGCACAUCGACGAGGUGGCGCUCGUCGACGGCGCGGCGGCGGCGCUGGACGCCGCCGCGGCGCGCGGCCGCUGCGACGGCGCGACGGUCGCGGCGCUCCAGGACCUCAAGGAGAAGCUCGCGGACCACAUGGACCACGAGGAGGGCGAGAUCUUCCCGCUCCUCGCGGAGAUCCCCGAGCGCGAGCUCAAGCGCAUGGCGGGGCUCGUGCUCGGCGCGCGGCCGGCCGACGUGCUCGAGCUCACGAUCCGCCUGCAGGUGCAGCACCUGGAGCCGGCGCUCGCGCGCCACGUGCUUGGGACCAUGUGCGAGGUCGCGCGCGGCACGCGGUUCCGGCGCUGGCUCGACCGCGCGCUCGGCGCCGCGGCGGGCGCGCCGGCGGCGGCGCCCGCGGCGCCGGCGGCACCGGCCGCGCCGGCGGCACCGGCGGCGCCGCGGCGGCGGUGCCCGCGCCACGGGCACCUCGCGCGCGUCGCCGCGCCGUGCUGCGGCCAGCUCGUGUGCUGCCGCCGGUGCCACGACGCGCGGCCGGGCGCCUGCGACCGCGCCAUGGACGCGCGCGCCGUGACGGAGAUGGCCUGCCGCGCCUGCGGCGCGCGCGGGCCCGUCGGCCGGCGCUGCGCCGUCUGCGCGGCGCCGCAGGCGGGCUACUACUGCGGCCACUGCCGGCACUUCGACGACUCCGGCGCGCACACGUUCCACUGCCCCUUCUGCGACGUGUGCCGGCGCGGUCACGGCCUCGGCGUCGACUUCCACCACUGCAUGCGCUGCAACAUGUGCGUCGACAUCACGCAGCUCGCGACACACGUGUGCACGGGCGCCGCCGGCCGGGCCUGCGGCGCCUGCGGCGGCGACCUCGCGGCGACGCCCGACCGCGUCGUCGUGCUGGGCUGCGGCCACCCCGCGCACGCGCGGUGCGCCGCGGCGCCGCCGGGCCGCUGCCUCGUCUGCGCGCGCGCGGCAGCAACGGACUAAGCACCCGCCGGGGGCUCGUCGUCGCCGGGGGGUAGGGGCUUCGCCCGUACGUCGGCCCCGCGCGCCGCGAGCGCUCCGACUCUGGGGAGCCUCGUGCCGUGACGUGGGGCUCCCGAGGCCUCCUCCGUCCCCACUGACUCCCCAGCUCGGGUUCUAAUGUUUUAUUUUACGGUC
Molecule: messenger RNA, 1443 nt
Organism: Pelagomonas calceolata
Lineage: Eukaryota; Pelagophyceae; Pelagomonadales; Pelagomonadaceae
Source: the annotation of a GenBank genome assembly